Molecule: messenger RNA, 3684 nt
Organism: Paraglomus occultum
Lineage: Eukaryota; Fungi; Glomeromycota; Glomeromycetes; Paraglomerales; Paraglomeraceae
Source: the annotation of a GenBank genome assembly
AUGGAGGAAGAGUAUGAAGAAAAGUCCAAGAUACUAGAUAAUCAUAGCUGUAUUUCCGUAAGCCCUGACGGACAAAGCAUUGUGGUAAUCGAUCCUGACGCUACCGCAAUAAAGAUAUACAGCAUACCAGAAAGUGGAACAGCGAAACAUGAAAUAUGUCUCCCAGAAGAUUUUGCAGCAAGUCUGAUUGCCAAGGGAGGUCACAUCUCGCUUGCAAUAGCAGAUGAUCAUACUAUAGCAUUGUCUGUGUUUAACGUAUCCCCGGACACUCUUCCUAAGAAAGCAUUAAUAGAAGUAAUAAGCAAAGACGGUAUUUUUGAUCUGAAUAGUUUGGGUGUUGGCUCAACGAGAAUAGUCGAUGUUGCGAAAAGUACUAUUAUUGUGGAUUUAGACUUUGCUGGCGUAAUUCGAUUUAUCGAUAACGAGACGGUGGUCGUUCUCCAAGAAACUACUUAUACGUUGUACAACAUAAACAACCACCAUAAACGACAAUUUCUGUAUCCUCCUUCAAUGAUGCAGAAACUAUCUGUAAAAGAGGCAUACAAACAGAAUCUAUUACUCGAUAGGCAAAUUAUCGGCCAGUUUCUUAUAAGCGUCGAUCCAUCGGGAGGACUUGACCUUUUUGAUGUGACAAGUGGUAACCUGGUACAAAAUUUUCGACACACUCCGAUUGACGAGAUGGAGACAGUCAGGUCUGCUCUUAUCCCUCAUGUUACGAUAUCAUCCAACUCAAAGUUUCUGGCUGCUUGCGAUAAAAUGGGACAGAUGAGCCUAUACCUUUUGGAAAGCGGCAUACAUGUAGCUACCCUAAGAUCAGAAAAGAGAGACAUUGAUAUGCUAUGUUCAGAGAAAUAUGGUCACCCUGUGUUCAUGGCGUUUAUCGACAACGAUCAAAAGCUAUUUACCAUAAUUGAAAACAAGUAUGGUUAUCGCCAUACAAUUUAUGAACUAUCAGAGUUUUACACAAAUACGGAAUAUCACUCGUUCAGUCGUUUUUCGAAAAAAGAUUUUGGUUUUAAGGUAUCAAAGCAUCAUCCUAUAAUACAGACCGUGGGCGGUCUAUUUUAUGUUGAAGCGGAUGGUAAACCAACAAAAUUAGAUCCAAUCAAUAUGGCUGCAGAUGAGUCGCCUUGUAAUUCUUCUUUACUCAUUGAUACGAAGACUAUUGAGAAGAAAACCCGAAAGUUAUUAGGUAUACCAGAGGGACUACCGCCUAUGUCGGAAAAAAAAUACAAUUUAUAUCUACCCGACGCCAUUAAUUUCGAACCCUGGGAAAGGACCGGAAAACCGCACCGGUCAGAAGCCCUAGACAGUUCGAGAGCUUUGUGGUUGAUCGUAGGUGAAGAUACAAUACAGAUAUGGCAGAAACUCGACGAACCGAUAUACCUCUGGGCCGCGCAUGAUUACAUAUCCGAUCCCAAACCAAAAAAGACUGUAAAAAUUAAACACCACACUCAUCGAUGUGAAGGAGAACAUGAUUUAAUAAUACAAGUGGCAACAGACGAUGGAAAGGAAGAUACUGUUAUCCGCAUAUACAAUUUAUUUAAUGGUGGGAAUUACUUGAGACAAUCGGUGGUGUCACUCGUCAAUAGUUUUGCAUUUAUUAAACGCAUACAACAACAGACACCCAACACGUCAUCAUACAUUCGUAAUUCAAGGAGAAUACGUGAUCUUGAAUUAUGCACACGCCGAGCCAUCUAUGAUGUCAUUGAAAAUCAGCCGGAUGUUUGGCAAUUGAUGGAUUCAAGAUAUAAGAUAAUGAGGACAUUAUUGCUUACAAAGGACGACGAGAUCAUAGCUGAAAUAUUGAAACCGGGGAGAUGUCUACAUCGGCCACAAUUUUAUGGUGAUGAAAGUCAGUAUUAUGCAAGCGAUUUAACCACUGCGUCGAGGAUUAGCAGAGAAAGUCUAAGAACAAUGUUAAGACAUUACAGUCAAAACGCAUUAGAGGCAGUCGGUUGGAUGUCUACAUUUUCAAGUGCUUUACCGCAAUUAUAUAGAGAACACCAAGAUAUUAUUGAUAACUACUUUGCGAAUUCCGCUGUGUUUGGAGCAAAGACUAUCGAUCCGAGUGAAUUUCAAUAUUGCGACAUUAGAUUACCUCCCGAACGUCUAAAAAGGGUGCGAUCAAUCGAUUUCAUUCCCAAACUACAACCGCCGCCAGAACUUUAUGACGACUCGCUAACGUUCACCCAAAAGAUUCGGCAUAACGUGUCAAAAUCUAUUAACUUUUCUGCAAAGAUGUUGAACUCAACGACAAUGUACACGGCUUCGCCGUCAGAACAGAGACAUAGAUUCGGGACAUUGUGUGUAGUGCCUUUGCCGGAAUUUGAUGGCAAUACCAAUGCAGCAAGAUCAGCCCGGCCCGCGAAAUCGACUUUCUGGAGCGAGACAGCAGAGAGGUUAUCUCGAUUAUCGAAACCUUCAUUCUUACUCUGGAUUCCGGCAGUUAAUCUGUUAUACAUGCUGUCCAUGGGAAGAUCGGUCGAAUGUACAUGCAGUCCUUUUCUCAAUCUGUUCAAAUUGCUUCCGUCAAGUGCUCUCUUCGAGAGUCCCUGUAUGGAAGCGGUGGUCGAUUUUAAAUGGAGGAAAUAUGGGCAAAAUAAAUUUACCCAAUAUCUUGUAUAUUAUUGUGUUUGCUUCAUAAUGUUUUCGGCACUGAUAUGGCACUGGCUGAAUGCGGAGCGCUCGAAAUUGAUGACAUUCUAUGCGCUUGUUAUGGUUUUCAAUUAUGUAUUCUUUCUAUUAUUCGCUUUGAAAAAACUGAGGGUUAACCCAAGAAGCACUUACGCAUGGAUCGAGUUAUUAACCAUAAUAGCUGCUGUUGGUGCCAACAUUCUCAUGCUUCUGGAUUCUGUUGGGGCUCUGACGAACGGGGCGCAGACUAUCGUUAUUUAUUCUGCAUUUGCUGUUCUGAGUCUAUGGGUACAAUUUAUUCUCAUGCUUAGAGUCGUAAACGGUAUUGGACAUUACGUUAGCACUCCAAUAUCGAUACUCAGACAUACUUAUCGCUUCCUGGUAGUUAUGGCUUUGUUCAUCAUAGGAUACGGACAUACAAUAUUUGUUUUACUAUCAACUCCUGUAAACGACAACACGGAUGUGAGCACUAAUAACAGUUCUGAUAGUGUGAUGUCGAACUUUAUAACCAAACUACGUGGUUCGGGUGGCUCGGGUGGCUCAGGUGGCUCAAGUGACUCCGGUUCAAACAGUUCUAGCGCUAGUAACGGUCCUGCCGACAACCCUUUCAACAACAUAGCUAACUCUGUAGUACAAGUCUUCUUUUGGACCAGUGGUGCUUCACCAUUGGUUCAAAAUCAAACAUUCCUCACUCUCACCAUAAUCUUGGUAAUAGGCACUCUCAUACUAGUUACAAUGAUGCAAAACAUACUUAUCGCUCUAAUGACAGCGGUUGUCGAGACUGUGAAAGAAGAUGAAAAAAAUAUGAUUCUCGUACUACGAGCCGAAUACCUGAUUGUGGUGGAAGAAAUGCUUCUCAGCGCAAAAGAGCAUCGCAAUAGGGAAUGGUUUCCAAAGCAUGUAUUUUAUUACGCUAAUGCGGAUUUAGUUGAAAAAUGGCGUAAAAAGGGAAGGGCGCCGAAGACUAUACAUGGCGUUGAGGAGAGAAUUUCUAAGCUUGAGAAUUUGGCUCAAGAGAUUCUUGAUGCUUUAAAAAAUAGACUAUAA